ACGUCUCCCCCUUCCCUAAAGGGGAGGAGCCAAACGGUUCCUCCCCCCUUCCCCGCGUCCUGUCCUCCCCCGAGCGCGAGAGGCUUCCGCGGCCGCGGCGGCUGUUGUUAUUGUCGCGCCCGCGCCCUCGCUCCCAGCCCCCGGCCUCUAGGCGGGCGAUGGUGCCGCGGCGCCGGCGGAUCUGGGCGGCGGGGCGGAGGGCAUGAAGGAGGAUGGAAGCGGAGGACGAGGUGUCCCUCCGGGAGCAGCAUUUCCACAGCCAAGUGCGGGAGUCCACGAUAUGCUUUCUUCUGUUUGCUGUUCUCUACAUUGUUUCAUACUUCAUCAUCACAAGGUACAAGAGGAAAUCAGAUGAACAGGAAGAUGAAGAUGCCAUAGUCAACAGAAUUUCGCUGUUUUUGAGCACCUUCACGUUAGCCGUUUCAGCUGGUGCUGUUUUGCUUCUUCCUUUCUCAAUAAUCAGCAAUGAAAUCCUCCUUUCUUUUCCACAAAACUACUAUAUUCAAUGGUUAAAUGGCUCCUUGAUUCAUGGUUUGUGGAAUCUUGCCUCUCUCUUUUCCAACCUUUGUUUGUUUGUGUUGAUGCCUUUUGCCUUUUUCUUUCUGGAAUCAGAGGGUUUUGCUGGGCUGAAGAAGGGAAUCAGAGCACGGAUUUUGGAAACUGUUGUUAUGCUGAUUCUUCUUGCAUUGCUUAUUCUUGGAAUAGUAUGGGUAGCAUCUGCUCUCAUUGACAAUGAUGCUGCCAGUAUGGAAUCUCUGUAUGAUCUCUGGGAAUUCUACCUACCUUAUUUAUAUUCCUGUAUAUCAUUAAUGGGAUGUUUAUUACUUCUUUUAUGCACACCAGUUGGGCUUUCACGAAUGUUUACAGUCAUGGGUCAAUUGUUGGUGAAACCAACAAUUCUUGAAGACCUGGAUGAACAAAUUUACAUCAUUACACUUGAAGAAGAAGCACUUCAGAGGAAACUAAAUGGGUUAUCUUCUUCAGUGGAGUAUAAUGUAAUGGAACUGGAAAAAGAACUUGACAAUGUGAAGGCAAUGAAGUCAAAAUUAGAGAGACGAAAAAAGGCUUCAGCCUGGGAACGAAAUUUGGUGUAUCCUGCUGUCAUGGUUCUUCUUCUGAUUGAAACAUCUAUUUCAGUCCUGCUUGUUGCCUGCAACAUUCUUUGCCUCUUGGUUGAUGAAACUGCAAUGCCAAAGGGAUCAAGGGGACCCGGCAUAGGAAAUGCUUCCCUUUCUACUUUUGGUUUUGUGGGAGCAGCACUUGAAAUAAUUUUGAUUUUUUACCUUAUGGUGUCCUCUGUCGUUGGCUUCUACAGCCUCCGCUUUUUUGGGAGCUUUACUCCCAGGAAGGAUGACACAACUAUGACAAAGAUAAUUGGAAAUUGUGUUUCACUCUUGGUCUUGAGUUCUGCACUACCUGUGAUGUCAAGAACCUUGGGAAUUACUAGGUUUGAUCUUCUUGGAGAUUUUGGAAGAUUUAACUGGCUGGGGAAUUUCUACAUUGUAUUAUCCUACAAUUUGCUGUUUGCUAUUGUGACAACUUUGUGUCUAGUCAGAAAGUUCACCUCUGCUGUAAGGGAAGAACUUUUCAAGGCCUUAGGUCUUCACAAACUUCAACUCUCAAACAAUGCAAGAGACUCGGAAACAAGCAAACCUUCUGCAAAUGGGCAUCAGAAAUCACUGUGAGAGACAAUUGAUAAUCUUUUACAGUUAGAAGAACUGAAAACUCUGACCUCAUGACAUUCCUGUCACUGUCAUCAAAAUAUUUUUUGUACUAAUUUUUGGUUCAUAUUUUGAGCUCCAGCUUGUAAAUGCCAUUUUUCCACACUGUACUCAUGAGAACUUGGUUACUUCAGAUUCACCUUUUUCUAGUCUGACUUUUUGAUCUACUCUGUACUUACGUGUUAUACAGAUUCCUUGAAGACUGGAACCUCAGAAGAACUUGGAAUUCCUUUUCUGCGAGUAUGUUACAUCAAUGGAUGUAACAUCCUUAUUACCAUAUUUAGGAAAAUCCUGUCUUUGCCUAAUAUGAAAAUGUACUUUAUAACAGAUUUUGAGAUACUUAACAGAUUCAUUGAAUGUCCAUCACAAACUGGACCAAAAGUUAUAUAAACAUUAAUAGAAGGUGUUCUUGAAAGUAAAAGUGAAGAUCUUACCCAAAAUGCAGUUUUAAAUGCUCACGAAUGCCAGUUAUUGUAAUGUAAGCUACAUCAGAACUAAUGAUGAGCAUUCCAGAAUAAUAUUUGGAAAUGGCUUCUUAAAGUUUUCUCUAGGUUUAAUUUUCAAUAAUAGAAGCUUAUGUUUCUGGUAAUUAGUAGAGACUGUGUGGAUCAGCCGAUGAGCCUAAGGGACAAACUUUCUUCUUAAACCUGAGCCUUCUGUGUUUGUUAGAGAGCCACAGAAAUGUCUUAUGUUUUGCAUUAGAAUAAGCUAUAGUAAGUAGUAUGUAGUCACAUUCACUCAAUAAAACUGUGUCUGUUCUAGUCAAUAUUACCUCCUGUAAUAGUGGCCAGUGUGGGAAUUCCACUGUAAUCAUGAUUUUACCUCAUAGGCUCCAAGUACUUGUGGGUAUCUUGGUCCUUAGGUAAGGUAAAACCAUUUCCCUGUUCUUAUAUGGCCUAAAAACUGAUACAACAGAAGUACUUGGUGUAAUAAGCCUCUUAUCACUGAGGUUUUUAUCCUUAUGUUAGUAUUUCAUAUAUUAAUAACUCAAAUGUCAGGAUUAUAGAUUUAAAUCUGGCAUCUACAAUCAGUGCAUAAACAGACUUGAUGUAAGAAAAGUUUUGCAGUGCAGUGGGAUCUAAGUAAUAAUUUUUUAAAUUAUCUAUUUCUAUCAGAUGAUUUUGCUGACUGUAAUGCCAUUUGUUGAAAAAUAGAAAAUCUUACUCAACAUUAUCAUAUAUGGGUAAAAUGCCCGGAAUUCUGCAUGAAAAAAUGUAUAAUAUGGACACAUUUGCACACAAUUCAUAUAUAUGCAAUUUAUAUAUACACACCUGCACUAUGUGUAUGGGAAUAGAUUGUCUGUGUUCAGACGAGGUUACUAAAAUGAUUGUUUUUCACAUUGCUGAACUUGAGGAAGUGUAUGAGUGAGUGGUGUGUGUGUGUGUGUGUGUGUGUGUGUGUAUUUCCAUAAAACUGGAAUGUGUAUAUUUGGCAUUUAAAAUUUUUAUUUAGACCCAAUGAUAAGAAAAUGACAUUAACUUUGUAAGACUCCAGUUCCAUGCAGCCUGCUACUGCUCUGUUUUCCCUUCCCUUCAGAGAGAUCCAAAGCUUGUCAAAGACAUAAUAUAAGUUUGUUUAAAAAAAAAAAAAACCCACUGUUUCUAAACACUGAAUUUAGGACUAGUGAAAUUUCCUGAAGUGGUCUCAUUUAAAUAGAAAUAGUACCACGAAUAUUAAGUACAUAGAUUAUUAAUAAAGAUCAGCUGUCUUGCUACUGCUUUCUUAUUUCACUAUUAAUAAUAAUUUAAACAUCAGUUAUGUGCAAUGCAUUAUAUAGGAGAUUGGAUUACAGUCCCUGCCUAAAGGAUUUAUAAACUGGAUUUAAUAGAUAAGAUCAGAUUAAGACUAUAAGAGGGGAAAUAUACUCAAAAGUUUAGAUGAUUAUGUUGUGUGAUCAUUAAAAGUGUCUAUUUUAGCUUUUGCAUUGUACACUCAAGGGAAGAGUUCUGUCAAAAAAAAUGGUGAGUAAAUUAUCUUUUCAGAAAUUGUCUCUUUUUAUUAAGUUUUUGAAAUGUCUAGAGAUUUUUAAUUUCCAAAAUUGAUAUGAGGAAGAAGCAAGUAAUAUAAAGUACGCAGAGAUAAAUUUUUCUUGUUUUAAUCUUUUUUAAUGUUUCUCAGAAGUGAUGAUGGUGAUUGUGAUGAGCACAGAUCAUUAAAUGAUUCACAGCUUACUACAUAAUCACAAGAGAUUUGGAUCCUAAAAACAACCACUAUAUUUUAGAAAAUUUGUUUUUCAAAUUGCUUCUGAGACAUUUGCUUUUAAAACUCAUCUGUUUGAGCCCUUCCCUCCAUGCCACACACUUUUUUUUUUAUUUUUUUGCACUGAUCUAUGACAGGAGGGAUAAGAAAGCAUUAUGACUGAGUGUUUCCAUCAUAAUCUUCUUUUUUUCUCAGUUGUUAAAUGGAAAAGGAGAGGUAUUACUACAGAAAAGAGGCCCAGAGUUUAUAAUUACAUGUAUUUUUCAUUUCCUUUUGGAUAGGCAUUGAUAGGAGGCUAUACUAAAUCUAGUGGUUGUUUUAUCAUGCCUUCCUGUGUCCCCAUAUCUACUAAAUGGAAUGCUAAUCACUCUAGUCACAAAGGUUUCUUGGAUUAGCACACUUAAGUGGGAGAAAGACACUUUAACCUGAGAGAAGGCAGUGUAAUAUGCUAGAUCAUUAUUAAUUGGUUCUUUGCUAUUUUUAAUAAAUUGCUGAAGACAUUUGAACCAA
Messenger RNA from Sarcophilus harrisii (Tasmanian devil), 4430 nucleotides. It is a transcript of the gene LMBR1, whose product is annotated as limb development membrane protein 1. Gene Ontology annotation, molecular function: transmembrane signaling receptor activity. The record is from RefSeq and is a predicted model, not a curated record. NCBI's taxonomy places the organism in Eukaryota, Metazoa, Chordata, Mammalia, Dasyuromorphia, Dasyuridae. The transcript is spliced from 17 exons. Gene Ontology annotation, biological process: signal transduction. Bases 213 to 1685 code for a protein of 490 amino acids.